CCCCCCCCCCCUUCACCACACGCUCACCCAGAGCCGACCCACAUUUUCGCACUCGCGCCCCGUUAUCUCCUAUCCCUCCCUCGGCCCGGCGCACUCGUCCUCCUUUCCUUCCCCCUCCCAGCAUGACACCCCCCCUCGGCCACCUCGACGAGGUGACCGUCGGCCAGGAUGGCCACUUCGCCGAUGCCCAGGGCCGGCGCCUGCUUUUGCGCGGUGUCAACACCGGUGGCGAUUGCAAGAUGCCCACCCGGCCGGCGUGGCAUGGCGCGCGGCCGGGGUCGGCUGCCGCGGCGGGGGCGCUUCCCCUGUCGCCUCCUGGGGCGCUUCCCCGGGCGGAAUUCGGCGAUGGUGACGGUGACGUCGGCGUGGCCACCAGCGCCCCGCCCGAUGUCUUCUUCAACACGGAGGCCAUUUCCUUUGUCGGGCGUCCCUUCCCCCUGGAGGAGGCCGAUGAGCACCUGGCCCGGCUCCGGCGCUGGGGCUUCCUCUUCCUGCGGUUCCUCAUCACCUGGGAGGCGCUGGAGCAUGCCGGCCCCGGGAUCUAUGACGAGGAGUACAUCCAGUACCUGGUGGAGGUCCUGACCCGGGCCCGAGCCCAUGGCAUCCGGGUUUUCAUCGAUCCCCAUCAGGAUGUCUGGUCGCGCUUCAGCGGCGGCUCCGGCGCCCCGGCGUGGACCUUUGACCUGGUCGGGCUGUCGGUGAGGAAGUUUGCCGCCUGCGACGCGGCCAUCGUCCAGAACACCUGGCACCUGCACCCGGCGGCCGGGCACACCCCCGAGCGCCGGGCCAUUCGCCAGGAAAAUGCCGAGGCAGCCCGGGCCGGGCGCUUUGUCGGCCGCGGCUACCCGAAGAUGGUCUGGCCCUCGAACUACUACAAGUACGCGGCGGCCACCAUGUUCACCCUCUUCUUCGGAGGGGCCACCUUUGCCCCGGAGUGCCGGAUCCCCGAGAACUACACCACCAACCCCGGGCCGGAUUAUGUCCCCGGGCCGCUGGUCAACAUCCAGGACUUCCUGCAGGCGCGCUACAUCGGAGCCAUUGCCCAUCUGGCGCGGCGCCUGGCCCCCUUGGGCGUUGUGGCCGGCUAUGACACCUUGAAUGAGCCCUCGCGCGGGUUCAUUUGCUGGCCUCGAGUGUCGGAGCACGGGGGCCCCCAUCAGAUGCUCAAGCUGGAGUCCACCCCGACUGCCAUUCAGGGCAUGCUCCUCGCCAGUGGCCACACGAUCGAGGUGCCCUACUUCUCGCGCAGCGCACUCACCGGUGCCCCAGUGCGCGAUGGGUCGAUCCUGGUCAAUGCAGUACGCGCAUCAGCCUUCCACACCGAUCGCCCGGCGCCUGCCAACCCGACUGGCGGGUGCGUCUGGCGCGCCAAUGGCGUCUGGGACUAUCAGGCAUCGCCGGCCGGCGGGGCUGUCUCCCAGGCCGAGCAUGAUGCCCUGAUCAAUGACCCGGCUCUCCAAGCGAAGCUCAUCAAGCGCGAUGAUUACUUCAGCGCCGACGACCAGGGCAAGCCUUACGACUUUGGUCGGGACUUCUGGCUGCCCUUCUGCCAGGCAUAUGCCGCGGCCAUCCGUGAGGCCGAUCCGAAGGCCAUUGUCUUCCUUGAGCCGGAGGUCGGCAUGACUCUCCCGCCCUUGGGUCCGGAGCAGCUGAAGGUCCCGCAUCCGGUGGCUUAUGCCCCGCAUUGGUAUGAUGGCAUCACCCUAUUCAAUAAGCAUUUCUCCAAUUGGACCAUCGAUGUCGGGGGCCUGGGAGAUGCCGGGUCCGACAUUGCCGCCAACUUGGGGGCCGUCCUGCGGAACAUUUGGAUCGGCCCGCAGUCCGUGCGGGACUCCUUCAGUGUGCAGGUGGGCCGGAUCAAGGACGCCGGCCGGGAUGCCUUCGCCGCUGGCGGGAGCACCAGCGAGGAUGGCACCUCGACCGACGGCUCGGUCUUCCAGGCGCCGAUGCUGGUUGGCGAGUGCGGUACCCCGCAUGAUCUGCGCACUGCCCAGGCCAAUAGCCCGAACUGGGUGCGGCUGUCCGCUCGCCGGCAGACCAUCGCCUCCCUGCUGCCGGUGAUGGAGCUAUCCACGUACCUGGAGCUGGAGCGUCAGACGGCCGGGGCGUCGGGGUCGGCUGCGCCCGGCGCCGCUCUCGCCGGCAGCGCCCCGGUGGCCGCCGGCGAGCAGCAGCCAGCGCCGGCCACCAUCACGCCGAAUGCCGACAACGAUCUGGAGUCCGCUUCAACCGGGCUCGGGUCCUCGGCGCCUCUGAUUGGCACGCCUUCGGCUUCGGCCGCGCCGGCGACCGCCGCCUCGACGACCACGGCCACGGCCCUGGCGCCGGGCCCUCUGGCGGCCGGUGGCGGCCGGCUGGCCGGCUUGCCGCACCUCGGCCAGGGCGCCCGCAUCCAGGCCCCGCGGGAGGUCAUCUGGUCGGAGCCGAGCACCGAGGAGGAGGACGUCUGCCGGGCACUGGAUGCCACCCUGUCGGCCAUGGACCAGAAUCUGGCCUCCUUCACGGCGUGGACAUACUGCCGGACAAACUCCGGCGCCGGGCGUCUGGGCCUGGACCCGCAUCGGCCCUUCCCCACUCACGCCGAGUGGACCGGCGGCGACAUGUGGAAUGACGAGGAUUUCUCCGUGUGGUCGGGCGCGCGUGCGCGUCUUGAGCAGCACCUGGCCACUACCGUGGCUCGGCCCCGUCCUGAGGACCACUCCGGCGAUGAGCAGCAGCCCCUUCGAGGCGAGGUGCCGCAGGUUAUGCGCGAUCAGGAGUGCCAGCAGCCCGGCUGUCCCGGGUGCGGGGCCACCGCGCUCCUCCCCUCGCCCGAGUCUCCGAGCUCGGGCUUCCUGCCUGGCAUGUUUAAGGCCGCCAUGAGCAUGGUCAGCCGGCCAUUCAGCCGGACGACUCUUCCGCCGCACUGUUUCUUCCGCCAGACCGCCGGCGUGGCGGACCAGGAAACCGGGCGCCCCGAUGCGCCGCUGCCGCCGUUCUUCCGCAGCCGACUGGACAUCGGCGGCCGAUCGCUGCAUGCCUCCUCCCGGCCGUAUGCCAUCAAGACGGUCGGCGUGCCGAUGUACCACUCCUUCAACAUGUAUUCCGGUGUCUUUGAGCUGCGGUACUGCUCCACCGGAGUCGAUGCCCACGGCCGGCCCCAGGUUCAGCCCUUCGACAAUGGCGGGGAGGAUUCCCUGGCCACCGAGAUCUACCUGCCGCCUUACCAUUAUGGUGAAAGCGAGGAGUUCUUCCAUGUUGAGGUGAGCGAUGGCACCUGGCGCUUCCUGCCCGAGCGCCAUGUUCUGCUGUUCAUCCAUUCGAGCGCCCAGCCGAUGGCCGGCAGCAAGGGCACGACCCUGCCGGAUCGUGUCCACUCGAUUCGCAUCAGCCGCAAGGCCCUGCCGACGCUGGGUGCCAGCUCCUCGAUUGGCGCCUCUGCCAGCCCUACCGCCGCAGCCGCCACCGCCGCCGGCACCACUCCGGUUCCGGCCCCCGAGCCAGCUGUUGAGGCUCCAACCGAGCCCACUGCCGAUGAGCCCGCUGCCGAUGCGCCCGCUGCUGAGACCGAGGCGGCCUCCACUUGAUGAGUUGGUGUCAGGAAACAAAGGCCCCCCCCCCCCUCCACCCCCCACGCAGCGCAUUCGAUUUUUCUGCCCCUUUUCCACUUCUCGGCCCUACAUAGCGCCAUAUUCUGUGUCUCUCCUUCGUUGAGGAGAAAUAUACCGUGUUCAGUGAAGGGACCCGCGCUCGACAACUCAUGCGCAUCGAGA
Messenger RNA from Fonticula alba, 3752 nucleotides. RefSeq lists its product as hypothetical. Gene Ontology annotation, molecular function: beta-glucosidase activity. The coding region runs from base 123 to 3566 and encodes 1147 amino acids. The record is from RefSeq and is a predicted model, not a curated record. NCBI's taxonomy places the organism in Eukaryota, Rotosphaerida, Fonticulaceae. The transcript has 7 exons.